Paralichthys olivaceus (Japanese flounder) is the source of this 3240-nucleotide messenger RNA. It is a transcript of the gene c2h6orf89, whose product is annotated as chromosome 2 C6orf89 homolog. The record is from RefSeq and is a predicted model, not a curated record. NCBI's taxonomy places the organism in Eukaryota, Metazoa, Chordata, Actinopteri, Pleuronectiformes, Paralichthyidae. Gene Ontology annotation, cellular component: nucleolus; Golgi membrane.
GGGGGCAGUAACAUUAGGCGUCAGAACUACCAAAAAAACAUAAGGAGAAGAAGAGCACCGUCGGACUGUGGCAGCCAUGCUCGGGUACACCAUGCUCCUAGAUCCCGAAGCGGCUGAAGAUUGAUCAGUUUGACCAAGAAGCUGCCGACACCGCCGCUGUUAUUGAAGCUGCUGCCAUGGGAACGACGAUGAGCGAGCCAUGUAUCUACGACAAACUGUCCGAGAGCAUAGACAUCCUCCGCCAGUCGGGCUACCGCUACGGCAUGUCGGAGAGGGAGAUCGAGAGGUUCAUCAAGCAGGUCCUGGAGACCAACGAGCCCAGGAGAGAGCCCCCGCAGUUCCCCAUCCUGAGAGCUGCCAUCAAGUUUGUGGUGGCAGUGGGCUUCCUGCUGGUGGUGGUGCUGGCCUUCACCUACCCUCAGACUUCCCCCCAGCUCGGUCUGGUCAACCUGGGCUGCUACAACUGGUCGUCGCCCCUCAGCCACGUUCGCCUGUUGUCUCUGCCCAUCGCCAAGAAGUACAACCUGCAAGGUUUCCAUGAAUGGUGGAGUGCCGGCUCGCUCAGGCACAGUCUGGUGAACUGUUCGGGCUGUGCAGAGAUCUCCUCUGUGCUGGAGGUCCCAGAGAGCCUUAGAGGGACGGUGAAUCUGCGACGGGGGCCACAGCUGGUCCUGCUGAAGGGGGGGGAGUCUCUCAGCGUCCAGCGGCAGCAGCUGGAGGAGCUCUACUUGGCCCAUUCAGGGUCCAUGUCGAUUCUGCUAGAGGAGGACGACGGCCUGCAGAACCACAACUUCGGCCUCCCUCAGGGCCCCGCCAACUUCACCCUGCUCUGGAGGUUCAGCUCUGGAACCAGGGAGAAGGUGUUGAGGUGGCUCUUCCCCAAGGCUGAGCUCUGUCCCCUGCUGGACAGUGCUGGGACCAUCCUGCAGCGGUGCCUGGUCACCCACAGCACAAACUCCCAGAGCAAGGGCGUCAGAGUGCUGGGCUGGCUGGUGGUGGGUGAGGGGCUGCCCACAGUUCGAGUUCUGCCUGUUCAACGCUGUCAGAAACACUGCAGCUCCUUCAACCUGUGGCUAACACCUGGAGACAUGGUGUACGCUGACCCUCGUUACUGGCAGAUGGAGCUUUUCCCCGGUCGAGGCCAGAACAUCAUCUGUGACGGAUCUGCCUUUUAACGUUCAGGUGGAGCCAAGCGAUGGACAGAGUUGAGGACUGGGAACACGCAGAUCAGCUGUGGACGUUUAAGACUUCCAGCAAAGGUGUUUCGGAGAGCGUCGGCCUCCGUGUGGCCCCGUCCACUGAUGCCUUAUAACCCUCCUGUCUUUUACACGUCUAGUAAACCUGGGUGGACUCCUCAGAGAACUGGAAACCUCUGCUCACAUGACUUCAUUUAGGAAAAACUGGAUUUCCUACAUGUUUAAAGAGCGGAGGUCGGAAUCUGACUUCAUAACUUUGUCCUUGUGAACAACACGUUAGUAAACUCUCUGCAUUAGCAGCUCUGGUGUUCUGCAUGUGCUUGUGCCAUAGCUUCAAGCAGAACUAAAAAUAAUAGGUGUUUCUCUUUUUCAGAAAGUAGUGGAUCACCUUUAAAUCACCUCCCACAUCUCUGAUCUGUUUCCAGUUAAAAUAUCAGAAUCAAUCUCAGCUUUGUAAGUGUGACUGAGAAUGUGGAUGCCAUCUUUUUGUCUGUUAAUCUUUGCAGCUGCGCAGGUUGUUGGAACUAACACUUCCUGAAUGGACACAUGUCCGUGACUGAUGCGACAGACGUUAAUUGUGCCUGACUACGGUUUCCACAGCCUGAUGUCUGAAAACUAUGUCGUCUGGACGGUUACGAAAUAAUCACUUUUCCCAAACACCAUGUCAGACUAACAUGUUCAGUUUGAAUAUCAGUCAAUGCAGCUGUUUCCAUCGUGCAUAUUCUAAUUGAUUUUAUUCAGGAAGUUAAGAACCCACAGCCCAACUGUUUGUCCCUAGCCUCUAAUAAUUUAAUAGAAUUAGUCCGAGCAUCAUGUUUAUCAUUUAUCAUUGAUAGAUGUGGGCAUCAGGAAUUUCUUAAUGACAUCUUAAAACAGCUGGAUACGACUAAUUGCUGCAAUGGAGAAAGUCCCCUGGAGCUCCAAAAGGUUUUCCACAGGACCCGACCUGCAAACAAAAUGUUAGUAUUUCUACUUUCUAAACCAUCGUAAACGUCUCAGAACCCAGAAAAGCUGUUUUUAUUUGGAUGACACGAUCCUAACAUUAAGAGCCGGGUUUGAAUGUUCACUUCCUGCUGAAGUUCUGAGACACACCUUCUGCUCUUUAACUGGUUUUUCUUAUGAGUAGUUUGAUUUUAAUCUGCUGCUAAAUCUAAAUUAAUCCCAGGCCUGUUGCAGUUGACAAAUUAUUAUUAGAUAAGUUUGAAGCAAAUAUAAUCAAAUCUUCUUUGAUUACUUCUUUGCAAAAACAGAAAUGUUGAGUUUGUUGCUUCCUGACAAUCUUUAAUUUAGGGAAAAAUAACUUUUAAAUUUAAAAUUUUCCACAGAGAAAUCACUAAUCAAGCUCCUAUUGUAGUUGUUAAAUAUAGAGCUUCAAUUAUUAAUCAAUUAGCCAUUAAAAGACUAAUUUGUCUCAUAAAAACAAAUAAAACUACGAUAUUCAGACUCAUAACACCACUGGAGGAGUUUUUUUCUGUUAUGUGGGUGAACUGAACCUUUAACAACAACUUACUGCUCAAACUCAAACACAUCAUCACAAACCCGGAAAUAUUUUAUAGUUUAGUUUCCUCCCACAUGUUGUUUAUCUGCUUAAGAUGUUUUUAAUUUUGAGAUUUUAUGGACAAAGCUGCUGAUCUACUUUCAGUGUAAUAAUUUAUUGUUAUGAUUGUAUAUAUGUUGAAGCCAUUAACUAUAAUUAAUAUUAUUUAACUUUGGAUUAUCACUUGUGAUUAUCAGUACUGACAGAGGUUAACAGAUCAUCUCCAGCAGAUUCUGAGAAAACAGUCCAUGAAGAAGUAGAAGAAAUAUUUUGUGCAUGAUCGGGGUUUUUCAUGGUGUGGACAGAAGUCUAUUGUAAAAUCAGUUUGCCAAAGUAAAUGCCUGUGAAAUUUGAAUUUCUGUGUUUUAAAGACACACACCCUCGUUUUGUUCAAGUUUCCAAACGCCACUUCUAAAAACAAAUCGGGGGGUGAAUCUUUAAAACCGUUGGCUUUGCAUAGAAAUGUCAAAGUUUUAUGAGAAAAUUAAAAGUUGCUGUUUUUGCUUC